GGGAGGGCACACUUGAACCGAGCUCCUCUAUGAAGGUAGGCUGCAGCGUGUGUUUAUUGAUGAGAUGAAAAGAAGAUGGAAGUGAGAAAUGAAACAAAGUAAAGGAACGUAUUAGAAAAAAAAAAACUAUACGCGCUUCGUCGGGGGAAAACGGGGGGAGCCGUGGAAACGCUGUCGCCACUUUUUGAACGAGCUUCGAAGUGCAGAGCAACACAUGAUUUGGACAGAGAGGACUGACAGCCUUGCCUAGCACCCGGCCUCUGAUCAGCCAUCUCCACCAGCAAACUGAAGCUUGACCCGCACUUCAUCACCAGCCACACAAGCAUCUUCAGAACAAAACGUCAUCUAACUGUGACAUCAGUUGCAAGGGGAUGACCGAGCGCAUUCAUAACAUCAAUCUCCACAACUUCAGCAAUUCUGUACUUGAGACCCUCAAUGAGCAGCGCAACCGUGGGCACUUCUGUGACGUGACUGUUCGGAUCCAUGGAAGUAUGCUGCGAGCUCACCGGUGCGUGCUGGCUGCUGGAAGCCCCUUCUUUCAGGACAAGCUGCUCUUGGGCUACAGCGACAUUGAGAUCCCUUCUGUGGUCUCAGUGCAAUCCAUCCAAAAGCUGAUUGACUUUAUGUACAGCGGGAUCCUGCGGGUAUCUCAGUCAGAGGCCCUGCAGAUCCUUACUGCUGCCAGCAUCCUACAGAUCAAGACCGUCAUUGAUGAGUGUACACGCAUCGUGUCCCAGAAUGUGGGCCUGGCUGGGCCGGGGGGGUUCCCUGUCAUACCAGGAGACUCUGGUCAGGAAACACCUCGUGGCACACCAGAGUCUGGCACGUCUGGUCCGAGCAGCGACGCAGAGUCGGGUUAUAUGCAAGCAACAUCACAGCAAAGCAUGGAUCGUGCAUACACAUCAGUGUACUCCUUCCCUAGUCUCUCUCUGCAGAACGGCACCCGCGAGCGCCCCCUGUACAUUAGCCAAUCAAAUUACGAUCCGGCUCUCAGCACUCAGAAGGACCACCAAUCUCAAGAUCCGCCCUGGAUGAACCGCAUCCAGGAGAGAUCACAGCAGGUCGAUCGCUUCAUCUCCGCAGCAGAGUCCACCCACUGCCGCAAGCAAAGCCGACCGGUACGCAGACCAACAGGAGGGAUGCACAUAAAGCAGGAGGCCGAAGAUGAGUUCAGCUGCUACCAGAAUUUGGGGGACUACCAAGACGACACUGACCAUACUGAGGGUGUAGAGAGUGAAUCCAAGGUUGAAAGUUUUGACUCAGGGGUGAGCUCCUCCAUCAGUACUGAGCCAGAUGCUAUGGAGCAGCAGCCGUACCUGGGCUUUGGAAGAGACGUGGGCGAGGACGGUCAUCAGGGUGAAGGAGGAGGAGGUCCAGUGCAUAUAGAGGUCAAUGACUCGUCCCCGGAGCAAGUGCAAGAGACAGAGGACGGGGACACAUCCCACAGCACUAGUGACAGUAGCAUGAUGCAGCCCCUGCCAAACUCAGUCAUGUCCCAGUCCCUGCCAAGUGCCCCGCACUACAUGCGCCAGGCAGAAUCACACACCAGCAAUCUGAGGAUGCCGCUCACCGUGACCAGCAAUUCCCAAGUGAUGGGCACUGCUGGAAGCACCUUCCUGCCCACACUCUUUCCUACACAGCCGGCUAGAGACAACAAGCCUUUCCUUUACCUUCCUGGCCAGCAGCAACCCCAGUUUGUGGCAGUGCCGCCCCCUGCAAUGCCAUCAUUCCCGAACCCCAUGUCGGUACAGCAAGCGCCAACUCAGCAGCAACAGGCUACAGGAGGAGUGGGCUCGGGGGAAAAGAAGCCCUAUGAAUGCACUCUCUGCAGUAAAACAUUUACUGCUAAACAGAACUACGUCAAACACAUGUUUGUCCAUACUGGUGAGAAGCCUCAUCAGUGCAGCAUCUGCUGGCGCUCGUUCUCCCUGAAGGAUUACUUAAUCAAACACAUGGUGACACACACAGGGGUGCGGGCCUACCAGUGCAGCAUCUGCAACAAGCGUUUCACCCAGAAGAGCUCUCUCAAUGUCCACAUGCGGCUGCACCGUGGAGAGAAGUCCUAUGAGUGCUACAUCUGCAAGAAGAAGUUCUCACACAAGACCCUGCUGGAGAGGCACAUGGCCCUGCACAGCACAGGCAGCACCAUCACAGGCCUGUCGGGGAGCGCGGGCACCCCGGGCCCGGUCUCCAUCCCCAUCCCCAUGGCCGUCCCUGAGCCUGGAGCUGGAGUGGUGGCCCUCGCCAUGCCGGUGAGCGGAGGUGCUGGAGUAGGGGCUGGGGUUGGAACAGGAGUGGGUGUAGCCGCAGAGGCGAGCUGCCAAGAAGGGACCACCUACGUGUGCUCCGUCUGCCCUGCCAAGUUCGACCAAAUGGAGCACUUCAAUGACCACAUGCGAAUGCAUGUCUCCGAUGGAUAAGUACUAAUAGAUAAACUUCUUUAAAAAAGAAUGACAAAUAAAAUGGCACUAGAUUUUCCUUUUCUUGUUUUGAGGUAUGAAGAGUAAUGAGUAUAGACACUGGCACAUUAAGUUUCCCAAAAAAAAAAGAUUUUUUUUUCUGUUAUUCUAAAAGAAAAAAAAGAUGGUGGCCUUAAGGCUUAGUAGUUUGAUAUUGAUCUACUGGAUGGAUCCUAACUACAGGCCUCUAAAUGUAUGCUUUCCUAAAAUACUGAUUUAUGUGUUGAACACUACCGAAAGGCCUACGAAAGAAACACAUACACACAAACACACCUUUAGUGUAGAUAUGUCUGAAUGAAUAUACAUGUGCAUAUAUGUUUGAGCGUUUGUGUAUUUGCAUGUGUCUGUCUGUCUGUCUGUCCGUGUGUGUGUGUGUGUGUGUGUGUGUGUGUGUGUGUGUGUGUGUGUACAUUGCCGUGAAACAUAAAUCAUGGCAGUUGUGAACCCAUACUGACCAGUUUGGAAACUAUAGAUGUCCAAGCUUACUGUGGUAUAAUUUACAACACCAAUAACAAAAAUCAUCUGGGGUUGGGCUACAUAUUCCCUCUAAAAAUACUGAUGGUCACAAGAUUGCCUUCUUAUGUAAAAUAAAAAAAGGAGAGUAGUUAAUUUGACAUUGGGUUUUAUUUAUUCCUAUGGUAUUAAGGGAUUAUAAUGCAGCUGUUGUCAAGGUACCAAUUUCAAUCAUUUUACUGAAAUGUAACUUCCUGUCGGUGGCGACAGGGACAAAUAUUUCUCACAUGUUUUGUAAUUGUUGUCCAUGCAUUUUGAUGGUUAAGAUUAUGUUUACUAAAUUAGGGUGUGUUGAUGAGACAGUAUUUGAGCAAAAAUAUGUUUCUUUUUUUCUGAAGUUUGGAGUUUAACUCAUUUGCAUACACUGCCACUAAUAUCUUAAAAGACUGUUAAGGCUAGUAGACCUCUUCCAUUUCAAAACAUGAGAAAAAAAGAAAGAUUCUUUUGCUGAUGAGUUUUUUUUUUCUUUUUUUUUAGCCUUUCACAUUCACAGUUAUGGCAGGCUGGCAUAUGCGAGUAAACUCUCUCCUUCAUAUCUGCUGCUCCUCAACUUGCACCUGACUGUUAUGGGAUGUAGAUUAAAAAAAGAUUUGUCACUUUAACUAUUGUUGUUAUUGAGUAGCCUACAUGGUUUUAAUUUGACGAUCGAAUAAUUAGAAUAUUGAGGGGGGGCUAGGCGAGGCUAGUUGUUGAUUGGAACAGUGUUAAAGAGGGAGGGAUUUAAUUUAAAUCAAAUCUGAAUUGGAAAUAAAUGCCAUUCUCAUCCUAGAACCCCUGUAUAACCACUUCAAUGCUAUUGCAAAGCUAUUUCAGCAUGUGGGAUUGCAUUGCUCCUAAUGUAUUGGCUCUCCCUGAUGGCUCAAAUGGCAUGCGACGCUUUGAAAGGAAAUACAGUGUCCAAGCAAAACAAGUAGCUCCAUUGAAAUCACACUGUUUCCUGAUAUACCACAAGUUGCAGAUGGACUUUCUAGACAAUAGUAUACAUUCCUGAUUUUUCUAAAAACCUAGACACAGCAUGUACAGAAUAGACUUGGAAGCUAGUGUGCGCAAGUUGUCAUCACAUCACUUAAAGCUCAUUUCUGAUAUUUGAAUUGUUUUCUAAUUGCUUUUUACUCCAAAUAGGACACACACACACACACACACACACACAUGCAACUGCCUGCAACUGCAAUCUGAAGGAUUUGCUCAUUUAUGUGAGCAAACACUUUCGUAGUUGUAUCGUUAAAAGAAUAACUGCAUACAGCGGUCUGAAAAAGACCUGCUGUAGAUUCAAAAAACAAAGUGCUACUUUGCACAUUUUCUUAAAAUGCCUGUGCUUAAUAUUUAAUCAUUUUCCUUAAAUGAACUUCUAUGAUUUUCUUUUAUUCAAUUUCAAAGGAAAAAAAAACAUUUUUUUAAAUCUUGAUAAGUGGACUGCAUUAUUUUCUUGCAUAUAUGUUGCACUGCUUAAACCAAUAAGUGCACUACUGUUAACAGAGAUAUUAUAGUUUUAGAAAAGAGGAUUUUUUUGUUAAAAUCUAACAUUUGGUUGUAGAGUUCACAUGUAAUAGAAUAGCUUUGUUUCAAUUUAUUCAUUAAGUAAUUCAGCGGUUCUUGGCUUUUGUUAUUGCUUGCAGUUACCUACAGUAUAUACUCGUGCCGUGUUAAUGCAAGCAUUUAUUUUUAUUUAAACGUGUACCAUUACGUGUGCUCAUGUAUGUUUUAACCUUUGAAUUCAUUCUUUUAUGGAGUCAGCUCCCUAUAACAGUUAUUCAAUCGCAUUUCUUUACAAACAGACAGAAUUUUCCUACAAGAACAUCCAAGCCAAACAACAUUAACAGUGAAACAGUAAUAAUAAACACAACUCCCGUCCAAUUCCGUUGGCGGAGGUAAUAAUAAUAACUAUUACUAUAUAAAUAAUAAUAAUAAUACAUUAUAAUGUGUGUGUGUGUAACAUAAAUGAUAUGUGUGUCCUAGAGCAACUUUCUGUGGGUUUAAAGGUGUUGGGAGGUGAUGGAAUGCAGCUUCUUUGAUAUCUGUCUGUCAGUUGUACACAGUUGUGUCCCUUCCUUAGUGUUUGUAUGUCUGUGAGUGUCUGUGUGUGGUAUAUAGCCUAAUCAAACUGUUGAUAAGUGGAAUAUCUGAACUGUAGGGCUUCCUUAGCAAUAUGCAACGCAGGUACUAUGAGAAGCAGCUCUCCAAACCUUUUGGGCUAAUGUGGCACCUGUACCGUCUGUUCUCAGAUUAAAGCCGAGGUCAAGCACCGUCGACUUCAUCGUGCCCGCUCGGAGAAGUUCUGUCCAGCAUUUCGAUGCUAUACUUCACACAAUUGCUACUAGAUUUCCUGUGGAGUCAGUUGAAGCGAAGCCAAGCGGCGAACAUGUGAGAGAGACUCAGCAUCCUGGUUUCUCCUCGGCUAAAAAAAGAAAAUAUUGACCCGCACGUGAGAAACACACUGAAGAAGCGCGAGGCUAGUCCGCGAAAGUGAAAGUAGCACGUUAUUUAACAUUUGAUUGGGCCCGUCUCCUAUGGUGUGCAUAUAAGCCUAAAUUGUAUGGUUCCUGUUUGUAGCUGUUGUUGCCAGGAUGGCAAUAUUGCUGCAUGCUAGUGCUAUAUUUGUCUCUACACAGCACGUGGAGGGUAAUCUCAUGCCUUAACAGACAAUGCACUAAAUAGAAUAUGUAAGCAACUGCCGAGAUCUCUUUCCAACCGUACUGCCACAUGUAUGGCACACAGCUCAUGGUGUUGGUGUUUGUUGUCUGUUCAGUACCGAGUUAAACACUGCCAAACUAACAUCAUCACUUCUUCGAAAGCAAAGGCAGAGACAUUAAUUGAAUUGUUUCAGUGUAAUGUACGUAUUCAGUAAUCUAGCAUUCCUUCAUGGCACCUAAAUUUUACAUAUUUUGUGUAAACACAUAUAUCAAAUGCACUAUUGACUGUAGCUAGAUGAGUACAACCAGCUUUGUGGUAUCAUUGGUCUAAAUAGUAGGUUAAGUAGCUCGAUGUUGGUUUUUGAAAUAUUUGAUUUCAGAAUUACACUAUCAAUUGUUUCCUUUUCUUUUCUUUUCUCUUUUUCUUUUUGGAAUAACAAAAGUAGCCAAUCUCAACGUUAUCUGGAUGAGGGCUAAUAACUCGUCCCAUUGUCAGUUGACUUCUUGUAUCAUAAGGUGUUUGAUAGCAGACCAGGCUUGGAAGGGGAAGAACCUUCUCUCCAGUGUGUCAUAACGUGCUAUAGCGUACCCCAGGCUUUUAUCCCCCCCCUCCUCCCCUGUUGCAUUAGCAUCACACGCUCUUCACUGUCCAUAGUUAUAUAUUCCUUAUACUGCUUCAGCUACUCGUGGUGGUGCUUUAAUUCUCUUUUCUCAGUGUUGCAAAAAAGGUCGGUUGAAAAUUGUUGAGAAGUUGCAACAUUAUCCAGAAAAUAAGUCCUUAAUCUCAAUCGUGCUUCUUCUAGUUGUUAGUUUGAAAAAAAGAAAAAAAAAAAAGAGUCUAGGCUUUAUGUUUGCAAAGUGUUCACAUAUUUUCCAGAACAAAACAUAUUGAAAAGUAGAUAAUAGCCUUGAGCCUGCAGCUGUUUGUAUUGUGUUUUCAGAUAUAUUACUGUUCAUGUUUUGUUUAUCUUAGUGUAGAGACACAGGGUCUACAGUACAUUCUUGUCCUUCUUGCAGUAUGUUUAAUUCAUCGUUAUACUUCUUUAUUUCAGGCUUUCCUCCUGCUUUUUUUUUUAAUGGUGAUCAUAGUGGUGUUGUUUAUACAUACAUAGCUUCACGCAACUGGAUAAAGGAUAGUCAGCUAUUGAGUCAUAUUUCACAGUGUAAUAUAUAUACGCUUAUACGCUUUGCAUUGAGAUGAAAACAAGGAAAUGGAAGAUAGUAAUGGUGAGGGUCGCGUUGAGUAAGGAACAGGUUCGUUUUAUUGUGAUAAGCACGCGUCUGUCUUCCUGUUCGUCUUUCGGUCUGUCUCCACACAUUUUAAGUCAGAUAGUUUUAUUUAAGCUUGAAUAAAGUCACAAAGUUAAGAGUAGAAUACAGAAAACUCAUGAAACCAUUCAGAUAAUACGUAACUGCAUUUCUUUUUUUUCUUUUUUCUUUUUUUGGGCCUUCUACAGUACACAUAAGAGUGAAAUAAAUAACUUCUUACAAAUAUACUAUAUAUAUUUAAGUAUCACCAUCUCCACACAGAUGAAUACAUUUUCAGAUAGUUUGAUAAAGACAUAACUGCAGCUAGAGUAUACAGUACCUUGUGGGAUAUAGGGAAUAUGCCUAUCAAGUGCCUAUCAGUACAUACAGCAACUAUACAGAAUAUUCAUAGUUUUUCUCUCCUACAUUGCACAGAUACAGUAUAUACACAAUGGUCUAUUAAAAAUAUACUAUUUAUACUACUACUGCUAAGACCUGGUGGUUGUGAGUGCAUCCUAAGAGAACCCUUUAAAAUACCUGAAAUGUUCUAUACAUAUACAGUAAAGGCUACAUCUGCAAGUUUUAUUUUUUAUCUUACAUUUAUACAGUUUGGAGGAUUCAAAGAUAUAAAAUGCAAUCACAGCUGGACGUUUUAAACGUGACGUGCAAAUAGGUCGAGUAGGUUCAGACGGUAGCUGAAAAAUACAUGUGAACAAACGGAAUGACCUUUUUUGUUUGUUUCAGGUUGCUCUCUCACUUUACACAUGCCGGGGUUUUUUUAUAUUUUCAGUUUUUGCCAUUUGCAAACAAGCCAUAUACUGAACUGUGUUUUUUUUUUUUAGAUGGGUUGGGGGGGCAGUGGCACUUUGUGGACAGCAGAGGGAGCCACACAUCGAAUGGAAGAGGUGAAGUUAACACUGCCUGCCACAAUGAGACAACCCAAGUCAAAUAUUUGGAUUUUUUAAAAUUAUGGUGUCGGUAAAUAAUGCCGCUCUUCAGAUUAUAACAUCCAUAAGCGCAGCGGUGGUUAACUCCCCCAGCACUGACUGUAAAUGAAUAAAACAAAUGGUUUACAGGCAGGAGGAACUGGCAGCUGCUUUAAAUUUUUUUUUUUUCAAAGUGCACUAUGUGUCCUUUGACCUUGAUGGCAGGCCCUUCCACAUGCAAGCCAAUGCCCGGUGUCCCCUCAGCGAUCAUCAAAGCUUUUUCUUAUCUGACGGCCAGCUUGAAAUUGUAAAGGGCAGGCGACGAGCAACUUGAAAAAAGAAACUGGUCAUUAAACGCUGGACUCACAGUAGAUAUUUAUAACCACUACUUGGAUGCAAAAUGAGAUUACAAAUUGAAAGUUUUGGCAACGUAGAGCACAAACACACACACACACACACACACACACACACACACACAGAGCAUUCAAAAGUGGCUGGUUUAACAACAUGAAAAACUAAACUAAAAUGAAAAUAUAUUGUAGAAUAAAAACCAGAACUCAAGUUUCAGGACUGAGUGGCUGCGAGAAAAAAGGUUUUGGGAAGGCUUAUUAUUCUGUCCCCUGUGGACUAAUUACCACAGUUUUCUCUCUAACCUUCUCCAGCCUAGUUACUGUGCCAAAUUUAGGAGAAAAAAAAAGACACUUUUUUAAUUAUGCCACUAUUGUUAAAUUAGAUGUGAGAGCCGAGCAGAAAAAACGAAAAUAAAAGAAUCCUUUCAAGUGAGACAUGUCUGCAAGACCUAUAACGUAAACUUUAUGCAUCACUACAAAACAUGCAUCACAGCAAGAGCACGUGAUUGGCUCGAUUUUGAAUCUUUUAAUCCUCCAUAACACAUAGUUUUCAAGUAAAUAGGAGAAAAGAGCUAUGAUUAACAAAUGCACAUCUUGAAGGCUUAGUUUCAUACACAUGUUAAAAUGAAGCAUUAAUAAUAUAGGCAAUGUGAUAUAGCUAGUCCCUGUCAUCCAACCGUCACAGUAUGACACACUCAGACAGCAUCUGCUCCGAUUUUACGGUCAAACAUUCAGAUUCUGUUUUGAUUUUGAGCUUUACGCACAUACACACACACACACAGUGCAGCAGCUGUUCAGAUUAUAAAGUACGACACAGCUAUACUAAGCUAUAAUAACAUCUUAAUUAUUUUAUCACUUUCUCCGAACAUGCAGUUAUUAUCACUACCCUGAUGAGGUGUUGAAUGAAGCACCAUCAUCAGGUGACUACCAUCCAUCAGUCCAAAUGAAGCAUGCAGUCCUGUCUACGCAGCUUUUUUCCUAUAGGGGGGUACUUUGUUUUUGAUGGAGUACAAGCUAUAUUUUGCGUGUCCCUGGAUAACAGGCUUUCUGUAUCUUUUUUUAUCACAAUGCCGAGGAGACUUGGGCGUGAUUUAGCCUCUGGAGACUAAACACUGAGCCUCUUUGUGUUCUCACUCGCCGUAGUCUCUUUUGGCUUUGUCCGGCUCGAUGAGACGACUAGUUUAAAAGUGUGCAGCGACUACAACCGUGCAUUCCUGUUCAAGACCAGAACAUUCCAACUCCUAGUCUGGCACUCGUUUUCCACACUUAACUAACAUUACAGAGGAUUUCCAGCGCUUAAUUGUUUUACACAUCUGUUGGAUAUCUGAUUAUCGUAGUACCCAAAUACUGCCUCAUGACGUCAAAGUUUAGCAAAAAAAAAAAAAAUUCCCUCAAAUAGAUCAAUU
This is a messenger RNA of Chelmon rostratus (copperband butterflyfish), 9532 nucleotides long. RefSeq names its product zinc finger and BTB domain containing 20 (gene zbtb20). The record is from RefSeq and is a predicted model, not a curated record. The coding region runs from base 372 to 2420 and encodes 682 amino acids. Gene Ontology annotation, molecular function: protein binding. The transcript is spliced from 4 exons. Lineage: Eukaryota; Metazoa; Chordata; Actinopteri; Chaetodontiformes; Chaetodontidae. Gene Ontology annotation, biological process: regulation of immune system process; regulation of cytokine production; negative regulation of transcription by RNA polymerase II.